This is a messenger RNA of Closterium sp. Naga37s-1, 603 nucleotides long. The record is from the annotation of a GenBank genome assembly. Lineage: Eukaryota; Viridiplantae; Streptophyta; Zygnematophyceae; Desmidiales; Closteriaceae.
AUGGCCGCCGCGGGUCCACGCGUAUCACACGCGAGGCCUCUCCUUUGUUGGCAAGAACCGAGAUCUCGCGCCACGUCCUCACUUGUGGAUGACUUUCGAGUUUCAGCGGCCUGGCGCUUCGCCGCGCCCCUCGUCCUUGCCGCUGAUUUGCAUCCCUUCCCUCCAGGCCCAUCCCUCUCCCUCACUCCCUCUUGUUCUUCCACUCCCCAACCUCCGCUGCUGCUCUCUUCCCCCCCUCUUCCCACCCUCCUCCCUGUCAUGGCCCACACCACAGUCCCCACCUUGACGAACCCCAAUGAGCAUGCCCGCUGCAGCAUGAUUGAUCGCUCUCUCAGCGCCCAACUCAACCCCGUCCCCGUCAUCCUCCCUUCUCCCUCUGUCCCCAAUCCCUACCCCCUCCCUUCCCCUGCAUACCCCCUGCAUCCUCCCUGCCUCUCCCCUGCCUCGCCCCCUCCCCCAACCCUUCCCCUUACCCUCCCUCCCUCAUCCCCUUUUCCUUCCCCUGCCUCCCCCUGCCUCCCCCCUGGCAGCGCGGGUGCUGGCGGAGUGCGCUGCAGCAUGGGGCUUGUCACCUUACGGGUGGCGGGUGGGAGGCGAGUGUGA